Hansenula anomala is the source of this 2641-nucleotide messenger RNA. It is a transcript of the gene DNM1, whose product is annotated as dynamin-related GTPase DNM1. The transcript has a single exon. The record is from RefSeq and is a predicted model, not a curated record. The coding region runs from base 191 to 2575 and encodes 794 amino acids. NCBI's taxonomy places the organism in Eukaryota, Fungi, Ascomycota, Saccharomycetes, Phaffomycetales, Wickerhamomycetaceae. Gene Ontology annotation, biological process: peroxisome fission; mitochondrial fission. Gene Ontology annotation, molecular function: microtubule binding; GTPase activity; GTP binding. Gene Ontology annotation, cellular component: membrane; peroxisome; microtubule.
CGCGGUUCCAAAAGUUUGUUGUUUUUUCGAUUUUUUGGCAAUAAACAAAUGACAGUUCUUCAAAUCGUUUUGACUAGAAUUUCAGUUUGCUUCUGUUGAAAUUUAGAUCGAACAGCUGGGUUUUCCAACACGAAGAAACCACUUAGUCAAUAGCUGAUCCAUUCGGGUAAAUCAUAAACUGGUUUUAAAGAUGGCUUCAUUAGAAGAUUUGAUCCCAACGGUCAACAAACUUCAAGACGUUACCUACGAUGCCGGUAUCGAUUCUUUGGAUUUACCAAUCCUAUCCAUCAUUGGUUCCCAAUCAUCAGGGAAAUCAUCCAUUCUAGAAACUUUAGUUGGUAAGGACUUUCUUCCAAGAGGUACAGGUAUUGUUACAAGAAGACCUUUGGUGUUACAAUUGAUCAAUAUUGCUGAAGAUUCGCCUUUGAUCCACAACUAUAACCAUCAAGCUCAACAACCACAAUCAACUACCACUACAACUUCCCCAGGGUCUCCAGAAUCCGGCUCAAACGAUUUCACUUUGGAAGACCAUCUAAGACAACAAAAGGGUUAUAAACCAGAAGUUCAAAAUGAGUGGGGUGAAUUCUUACACAUUCCAGGUCGUCGUUUUUACAACUUUUUAGAUAUUAGAAAAGAAAUUGAAAAUGAAACUUCAAGAAUUGCUGGUAAAAACAAAGGUAUUAGCAGAUUACCAAUCAAUUUGAAAGUUUAUUCUCCAAAAGUUUUAAAUUUAACACUUGUUGAUUUGCCAGGUAUUACAAAAGUUCCAAUUGGUGAUCAACCAACUGAUAUUGAAAAACAAAUCAGAAAUUUGAUCUUGGAAUAUAUUGCUAAACCAAACUGUAUAGUCUUGGCUGUUUCACCCGCAAAUGUUGAUCUUGUUAACUCUGAAUCAUUGAAAUUAGCUAGACAAGUUGACCCUCAAGGUAAAAGAACCAUUGGUGUUUUAUCAAAACUAGAUUUGAUGGAUCAAGGCACAAAUGCCUUAGAUAUAUUAUCUGGUAAAGUUUAUCCAUUGAAAUUGGGAUUUGUUGGUGUUGUUAAUAGAUCUCAACAAGAUGUUCAAAUGAAUAAAACCGUGGAAGAAGGUUUAAACACAGAGGAAGAAUUCUUCCAUUCACAUCCUGUUUAUAGAACUAUUUCAAACAGAUGCGGUACAAGAUAUUUAGCAAAACUUUUGAAUCAAACUUUGAUGAUCCACAUUAGAGAAAAAUUACCAGAUAUUAAGGCAAGAUUAAACACACUGAUGGGACAAACUGAACAAGAAUUAGCAUCGUAUGGUGAUGCAAACUUAUUCAAUAAAGAAGAUCGUGGUGCCUUGAUCCUAAAAUUGAUGACCAUGUUUGCCACCAAUUUUGUCAAUUCAAUCGAAGGUACCUCAUCAGAUAUCAGUACUAAAGAAUUAUGUGGUGGUGCAAGAAUUUACCAUAUUUAUAAUGAUGUCUUGGGACAAUCAUUAGGUUCAAUAAGUCCAACAUCAAACUUAUCAACUAAUGAAAUCAGAACUGCCAUUAGAAAUUCAACUGGUCCAAGACCUUCUUUAUUCGUUCCAGAACUGGCAUUUGAUCUGUUGGUUAAACCACAAAUUAAAUUAUUAGAAUCACCUUCUCAUCGUUGUGUUGAAUUAGUUUAUGAAGAAUUGAUGAAGAUUUGCCAUAACUGUGGUUCUCCAGAAUUAUCAAGAUACCCAAAAUUACAACAAAAGUUAAUUGAAGUCAUUAGUGAUUUAUUACGUGAGAGAUUAGGUCCAACUAUAUCGUAUGUUGAAAGCUUGAUUGAAAUUCAUAGAUCAUAUAUCAAUACAAAUCAUCCAUCAUUUGUUGGUGCUGCUGCUGCAAUGGCUAGUGUUGUUGAAGAUAGACAAAAGCAAAAAGAGCAAGAAAAGAAUGCAAAAUUACUUGAACAAAAUAAAUCAUUAAAACCAAAACUAUUACAAAGUGAUAUCAAUGGAUCAACAAAAGAUUUAGAUGAAGAUUAUGAAUCUGGUGAAUCUGAUAGUGCUAGUGAUGUUGGUAGUCAAUCAUCACAUGCUCGUCAUAACAGCAACAAUAAAAACGAAUCAAAAGAUUCAUUCUUGAAUUUCUUCUUUGGUAAAGAACAACAACAUCAAAACCAACAACAACAACAAAAUGGUAGCAAAUUUGUUAAUGGUCAUUCAAGACAACCAAGUAAAUUGGCAAAAGCAUUUGAAGAUAUGCAAAUCAAUAACAAUAACACCAACAACAAUAUUUCAAACAGUCAUCCAUAUGAUAGUGAACUCACUCUUGAUGAGGAAGAACCAAUUUUAAGUGAACGUGAACAGUUAGAAUGUGAACUAAUCAAGAGAUUAAUCACUUCAUAUUUUGGUAUUGUGAGAGAAAUGAUUCAAGAUCAAGUUCCAAAGGCAAUCAUGUGUUUAUUGGUGAAUUAUUCUAAAGAAUCUGUACAAAAUAGAUUAGUUUCCAAGUUAUACAAGGAUUCCCUAUUUGAAGAAUUGUUAUUAGAAGAUGCUGAUAUGGCUCAAGAGAGAGAAAAAUGUUCGAGAUUACUUGAAACUUACAGGGAAGCUUCUAAAAUCAUUAGUGAUGUUCUUUAAAUCAAAAAAACAACAAGAAACCUAUAUAUAGUAUCUUUUUAACCUUUCAAAAAAAAUCAAAUCAAA